Molecule: messenger RNA, 1617 nt
Organism: Cyphellophora attinorum
Lineage: Eukaryota; Fungi; Ascomycota; Eurotiomycetes; Chaetothyriales; Cyphellophoraceae
Exons: 1
Coding region: 1-1617 (538 amino acids)
Source: RefSeq, a predicted model, not a curated record
AUGCAGUACAACAACAUGAUGUAUGGGGUAUUGGGGCAGGUCAUUGAAACAGUGACUGGGCAGUCCUUCAACCAGGUACUCCGCGAACGGCUACUUGAUCCAUUAGGGAUGGACGGCACCUGGCUUGGUAUUGAACGAGCAAGUGUGAUAGUCGGACCAGAAAAGAGUAAGUGGUCAAGACCAUACCAUUGGAGAGAUACGACAGAAGACAACAAAGACCCUGACAAACCAAAGAGUAACGACGACGACAGCGAAGAGUCUGGACUUUACUAUCCGAGCCACUGGUCGACACUUGCUGGCCUUGAUCCCGCUGGUGCUCUGAUCUCAAGUGUCAGAGACUACGCCAAGUGGAUCAAAGCUAUGCUCGAGGUUGCUGAACCUCCGCCAGAAGCCAUUGACAACGCAGAUGGCGACUCGGACACCCCCAAAACCAAGUCAAAGAGCCCCAGCAACCCCUUAACAACCCAUCUCUUCCGAACCUUGACAACUCCGUUGAUCGCUAUGCCGACGCACACCCUCCAGCCAUCACCACUGUUCAAAGCCACCCCCAAUGCACACGCCCAGCCUAUCGGCUACGCCAUGGGUUGGUACUCCGAUCCCCAUGUUUUACCCGGCGACAUCAUGAUAUCACACGGUGGCGGCCUUCCUGGAGUCGCCACUGUGAUUGCCAUGCUACCUAAUCACGACUUUGGGAUGGUACUUGCUGGCAACAGUAGCAACGCAAACCUCUUGAUUGAGGCUGUCACAAAAGAAUUGAUGGGAAGGAGAGCGGGCUGGUCGGAGGGGAGGCGUCGGAAACACCAUGAUGAUGAGGCGAAGAAGAAGGCGAAAGAGGCGGAAGCCAGAGUUCUGAAGGAACUCGAGGAUAUGCCGGGUCCUGGAUCAGCAAGUGAAAAUGAUGAGGCAGCUAUCGAUGGGGUACCUUCGGAGUCCUUCGACAAGCUUGACUUUGCUGGCAAGUAUCACCAUGCCGCGUAUGGUACAUUCACCCUUGCGUCCACCUCCCAAGCCACUGCGCUCUCUCAGCGAAAGCCCACCUUGGAAGAUCGAGACAUGUUACGCCCAAAAACGGAGCCAAAGGACAUAAAGAAGCCGAAACUUACAGUGCCGCCUCUCGUGAUGGCUCCGCUUGGUCGGAGAGGACUUGUCUAUCGCUUCUUGCUACACCCAUCGACGUCGAAAAUAUCAAAGCACCCGAAGAACGUGAUACCGUUGUCAAUGGAAUGGGCCAUCUCGCACGGCGAGUUCUCCGAAUGUUCGUUUCCCGAGCUCGACAAAGGCUGGGGCCUGCCAGAUAACGACAUCUGUCCUGGACCGCCAGUCAAUAAGAGAGAGGGAAUAUGGGAGACCACGCCGGUGAAGCCCGGUGCUGGAGCUCUCAUAGUGAGUGCUGAUGAGGACCAGAAAACGCGGCGGGUUUUGGAAGUAGGCAUGCGUCUGGCAAGGGUGGAAGAUCCGCCUGAGGAGGAAGAGCCAGCAGAUAAGACUGACGGAACUGAUGAGAAAGCUGCAGGUAAUAAUGAGGGUAAGCAGCCCAAAAAUUCAGAGUCAGAGAAGCCAGAGCUGGAAGAUGGUUGGCAGAAUCGGAUGGUAUGGUUCACAAGGGUACUCGAGUAG